GUGCAGUGGCAGCACGACUGGCCAACAGGAGACUGCUUCCCCCAAGUUUGCUUCGCUCUGCAACUGGUAGCGAGGUGAUGUAAGCCGAGCUUAGCCAGACCCACUAGAAGGCUUUCAGGCUGGGGUGGACAGUUAUACGUGGGAAUGAAGGGGGAGGAAAAAACCCCCCUCAGGUGUUUUACACAUUAGGAGAAAUCACAGUCCAACUGAGCUAGCCUGGAACUGCACGCCAGUCCCUCUGCACCAGGAGACCUAGAACUGCAGACAGCCCUGUAGCAGCUUUGGUUAGCAGAUCCGCUCUGCUCAGCUCACACCUCUCCUCACCUCCCCGAGCUUGGAAACGUGUGCAUGGGUGUGAGAUUUUCCCCCUGUAGAAAUAUCUUCCUUCUCUGUGAGCACCACAUUCAAAUGCCUGCUAAAGCAGCAGCAGCCGCUCACAAUCAGGGAGACAGAAGGCUGGCAGAGCUCUCCUGCAUUUGCUUUGUUUCUCAUUUUUCAUCUGGAUUUAAUUGAUGGACCAGAGCCCUGCUGAAGCCAAAGGGGGGGAAGAUCUAGUUUCCUAACAGAAGGGAAAGGAAGUGUGUGCAUUGAGGUCUUUGCCACAGGCUGGCCAGGUUCAGGAUGGAUCCUCUCUUCCCUGCUCAUAUUUUGGAAGACCCUGAUCUGAGGAAACUGCUGAACGACUCCUCAAUGCUGAACCUGAGUUUUCCCAGUAACUGGUUUAACAACGGCACAGGGGACGGCUUCUUGCCACUGGGCAUCAAGAUCACCAUUGUGGUCGUCUACUCCAUCGUGUGCAUAGUGGGGCUGGUGGGCAACUGCUCGGUCAUGUAUGUUAUUGUCAGAUUCACCAAGAUGAAGACGGCCACCAACAUUUACAUCUUCAAUCUCGCCCUGGCCGAUACCCUGUGUCUGAUAACCUUACCCUUCCAGGGUACAGACACGUUCCUAGGGUUCUGGCCCUUUGGAAACAUCCUCUGCAAGAUCGCCAUCUCCAUUGACUACUACAACAUGUUCACCAGCACUUUCACCCUGACCAUGAUGAGCGUGGAUCGUUACAUCGCCAUCUGUCACCCCAUCAAGGCGCUGGAUAUCCGUACCCCCCACAAGGCCAAAGUGGUCAACAUCUGCAUCUGGGCCCUGGCUUCAGUCUUCGGUAUCCCAGCUAUGGUGAUGGGGUCAGCAGAGAAUGAAAAUAAUGAGAUUGAUUGUCUAAUUAAGCUCCCUAAACCUGUGGAUUACUGGGAUCCAGUAUUUGGGAUUUGUGUCUUUCUCUUCUCCUUCAUGAUCCCUGUGUUGAUCAUCACCAUUUGCUACAGUCUUAUGAUCCGGCGUCUUAAGAAUGUCCGUGUUCUCUCAGGCUCCAAGGAGAAGGAUCGGAAUCUGCGGCGCAUCACUCGAAUGGUCCUGGUGGUGGUUGCUGUCUUCAUUAUUUGUUGGACCCCCAUUCAGAUUUUCGUGCUGGUCCAGUGCCUGGGUGCAAAGGCCGAAAGCGAGCUCGAGUUAGCCAUCUCAUGCUUCUGUACUGCACUGGGAUAUGCCAACAGCAGCUUGAAUCCUGUCCUCUAUGCCUUCUUGGAUGAGAACUUCAAGACGUGCUUCAGAAAGUUCUGCUUCCCCACCGCCUUCAGAACAGAGCUCCAGAUGUCCAACAGGAUGUGCAGCAUCGCAAAAGAUGUCGUUUAUGCCUGCAAGAACUCAGAGGGGACUAACAAUCCAGCAUGACUAGGCAUGGAAAUUCCCAUGGUGGCUGUCAGCCAGCAGAGCCCAACGACCCCCACUUCAGAGCUAACUCAGAUAACAGCUCUUUAACAGGAGCUUUCUGACCCAGAAUUGGAGACUGGAAACCUAGGCAGCAAUCUGGGGGCAAGGCAAAUAAAAGAACUGCAAGAGCAUGCAGAAAAGUGAGCCAUUUUGACACCUUUCUUAUUCCACUGCUCUCCCUAUGAAGUACUAUAUUUUAACUCAGCCACCAUUAAGUCCUAUGAGCCACUAAGGUCAUGCACUUUGCUUACGGUUCUAAAGAAUUCAGGAAUUAGAGUCGAACUCAGACUUUGCUCCUGAGGUUUAUUUUGCCAUUGUUUCUGGAAAGCAGACAAAAUGCUAAUAACUUUUCUUGCUUGAGUUAGUUCAGUGGCUCAUCAAAUAAUAUGGAUUGCCGUGUGCUUAUGUGGGAAUUUUAGGCCAGCCGCAUCUCUCUGAAAUGAGGCUUCAUUGGCUCCAAAGCAAGGGACAGCAGUGAAACAAAACAAAGAUCAUUUCCAGAAUUAUUUAUGACUGGUGUGUGUGUGUGUGUGAGCGGGCGCGCGUGCGGGAAUUCAGACACUCCAGCCAAGAAAGAAAGAAGACUAGACAGUGUCACUGCAUGGCUGGAUAUCUCAACUCAAAGCCACUGAAAGAGAAGUGGACAACUUCCAGUGAAGGAACAUACUAAAAUCAAACCGUGUGCCACAGAGGU
Molecule: messenger RNA, 2458 nt
Organism: Trachemys scripta elegans
Lineage: Eukaryota; Metazoa; Chordata; Testudines; Emydidae
Gene: OPRL1
Product: opioid related nociceptin receptor 1
Exons: 4
Coding region: 622-1725 (367 amino acids)
Biological process (GO): neuropeptide signaling pathway; sensory perception of pain
Cellular component (GO): membrane; neuron projection
Molecular function (GO): neuropeptide binding; nociceptin receptor activity
Source: RefSeq, a predicted model, not a curated record